Messenger RNA from Portunus trituberculatus (swimming crab), 1142 nucleotides. RefSeq names its product putative deoxyribonuclease TATDN1. Gene Ontology annotation, cellular component: cytosol. The record is from RefSeq and is a predicted model, not a curated record. Lineage: Eukaryota; Metazoa; Arthropoda; Malacostraca; Decapoda; Portunidae. The coding region runs from base 131 to 1096 and encodes 321 amino acids. Gene Ontology annotation, molecular function: 3'-5'-DNA exonuclease activity. The transcript has 7 exons.
ACGUAUUAAGUCAUUCGAUGCUCCCCUACCCAGGAAUCCUGAUAUCCUACAGAUCUCGAAGAUCGUUGGGCAUGAGAUUAUCAUACACAACGAUUGACGGCACACGGACACACCCAGCCAAAGCACGAAGAUGGAGCUUCAGUGUUCGCAUGCUGCCCAGAUGGAAGGACCAGCUGCUAGUUCUGCUGGGUGUGCUGCCCUGAGAGAGAAAACCCCGACCAUGAACCAGCACGCAGACGUGUUUGCGCAUCUCACAUGUGCGAGCUACCAGGGUGAAGAAGGACGGGUGUCUGACCUGGAACAUGUUCUUGAGCGAGCCAGGAACGCUGGGGUGAGCCACAUCAUCAGUGCUUGUGAGGAGUUGCAACACGCUCUCAACCUCCUCAAGAUGUCGCGCGCCGCUGAUGAAGUAUACUGUACCAUAAGCUUGGAUCCGGGUGUUCUUCGUGGAAAGGGAACGAGGGCUCCAUACCUGAGGGAAGUGAGGCGUCUCGCCGAGAAGUACCGCGGUGUUGUGGUCGGUGUGAUGUUAAGCGCCUCUAAGAAUUACAAAUCACCUUCAUUCGUCAGGCGAUUGCAGAGAGCACUGGGGGUGGCGGUGGACCAGCAGCUACCGUUGUAUUUUAAGUGGAACAGGAAGAAGGUGUCAAAGUUAAUACUGAACUUUAAGGAGUUGUUGCAAUUGCUUCCUACUACUAUCAUCUACUCCUUUGAGGGUUCGAAGCAGGACGCCCAGACACUUCUCAACAACGGCUUCUACAUCGGGAUCAGCUGCAGGUCUGUCAUGGUUGCACACACUCUGGAGGCUCUUGCCAGUCUUCCCUUGAACCAGGUGUUGGUGCAUUCCGGUGAGCCUGAACUCAACUAUUUGAAUGACCAUCCGCUUGCCAGCACCACUUUUCCUGCUGCACCUCGCAACACCUGGCGGCCGGGACUGAUGCUGGAAGGGCGAGGAGAGCCUGCUUGCGUCGCGCAGGCAGUAGAGGUGGUAGCUGCUACGCGGGGAGAAGACGCAGGUGAGGUGGCGACCCAGCUUUGGAUGAACGCUUGUCAAGUCUUCUUCCCUCAUGAGGAUAUCUGCGCUGGUGUCUAUUGAAUCUCGAACAGAUACCAUCCUUAUCUGUUUAAAAGGAUUCUUGCAG